UCCCUCCUCGCUCGCUCUCACACACACCCCCGCUUGGGCCUCCUCUCUCUCCGGCUCCAUUUUCUCCGCCGCCGGGGGCCGGGGUCGCCUCUGGGGGGCCCAGCCGGUACCCCAGGUCUCCCAUCAGGGCCGGGGUGAACCCCCGGGGGAGCCGGGAGGGGGGGAGACGGGCGGGGGUAGGGGCGGAGGGAGUAGCGGCCCCAGCGAGUUUGGGGGGGAAGUAACCAGGCGGGGGGAGGGGCGGAGCAGGGAGGGGGCCUCAGGGCCCCCCCCCAACUAUGGACGAGCGGCUACUGGGGCCGCCCCCUCCAGGCGGGGGCCGGGGGGGCCUGGGAUUGGUGGGUGGGGAGCCUGGGGGACCUGGCGAGCCUCCCGGUGGCGGAGACCCCGGUGGGGGUAGCGGGGGGGUCCCGGGAGGCCGAGGGAAGCAAGACAUCGGGGACAUUCUGCAGCAGAUAAUGACCAUCACCGACCAGAGCCUGGACGAGGCCCAGGCCAAGAAACACGCUCUAAACUGCCACCGAAUGAAGCCUGCUCUCUUUAGCGUCCUGUGUGAAAUCAAGGAGAAAACCGGCCUCAGCAUUCGAAGCUCCCAAGAGGAGGAGCCGGUGGACCCACAGCUGAUGCGCUUGGACAACAUGCUUCUGGCAGAGGGUGUGGCUGGGCCUGAGAAAGGGGGGGGCUCAGCGGCAGCAGCUGCAGCUGCUGCAGCCUCCGGGGGCGGCGUGUCCCCUGACAACUCCAUCGAACACUCAGACUAUCGCAGCAAACUUGCCCAGAUCCGCCACAUCUACCACUCGGAGCUGGAGAAGUAUGAGCAGGCAUGUAACGAGUUCACAACCCACGUCAUGAACCUGCUGAGGGAGCAGAGCCGCACGCGGCCCGUGGCACCCAAGGAGAUGGAGCGCAUGGUGAGCAUCAUCCAUCGAAAGUUCAGCGCCAUCCAGAUGCAGCUCAAGCAGAGCACUUGCGAGGCCGUCAUGAUCCUGCGUUCCCGCUUCCUGGAUGCCAGACGAAAACGCCGUAACUUCAGCAAACAGGCCACUGAGGUCCUAAAUGAGUACUUCUACUCCCACCUGAGUAACCCAUAUCCUAGUGAGGAGGCUAAGGAGGAGCUUGCCAAGAAGUGCGGAAUCACCGUCUCGCAGGUCUCCAACUGGUUUGGCAACAAGCGGAUUCGCUAUAAGAAAAAUAUUGGAAAGUUCCAAGAGGAGGCAAACAUCUAUGCCGUCAAAACCGCCGUGUCUGUCACCCAGGGGGGCCACAGCCGCACCAGCUCCCCAACACCCCCUUCCUCCGCAGGCUCUGGUGGCUCUUUCAAUCUCUCAGGAUCCGGAGACAUGUUUCUGGGGAUGCCCGGGCUCAACGGAGAUUCCUACUCUGCUUCCCAGGUGGAAUCACUCCGGCAUUCAAUGGGGCCAGGGGGCUACGGGGAUAACCUCGGGGGAGGCCAGAUGUACAGCCCUCGGGAAAUGAGGGCAAAUGGUGGCUGGCAGGAGGCUGUGACCCCAUCCUCAGUCACAUCCCCAACAGAGGGACCAGGGAGCGUUCACUCUGACACUUCCAACUGAUCUCGCCCCUCAGGGCCACAGGGGUAUGGGGCUCACAAGGCGACUCUUGAAGAGGACGCAGGCAUCCAGAGGACAAACCCCAGACACAGGAGAAGCACAAGACAGAGAAGGGCAAAUGGGGUUGUCCCCUCCCCCACCAAACUCUCAGUGCUGGGGGUGCUGAUUACAUGGCGGGAAGAAUGGGGUCCCCUAAGGGGAUAGUGGGGUCUGUCUCCCCCUUUUCUCCUUUUCUUUCUCCCUUUCUUGCAUAGAAACACACCUAUUUUUCAGAUCCCUUUCUCUUCCCUUCCUCUCUAUCUCAUAUACACACACAUACAACUAUUCUGUUUCUCUCUCUCUCUCUGGGCUCCCCCAUCUCCCUCCCCCACCCCACUUAUCUGCUCUGGGAUCUGUGGAGACGCCAGCCCUGCCUGACCAGAGAUGCCAAAAAUGGGGACACAACUUCUGGACAGAGGACAUGGGCCACGCCCCUGUGCCUCCCCACCCCCCGCCCCUCCAGACGGCUUUAUUACCUCAUACGCAGCUCAUCUUAAACCAAUAGAAUCGCUCGGUGGACGAGAGUGUCUGACUCAGAUAUCUACCUCGGAGGGAGUUUCUGCUACUUUAGGGAAUUGUUGACUGGGCUUUGGGGUUGAACUUUUUUUUUUUUUUUUUUCAAGGAAAGAAAAAGAAACCCUGGGAUCCAUCUGUAUUUUUUUGAUUUUUUUGUUUUGUUGUUGUUGUUGGUUCUUAAAUUUUUAAUUUAGUCUGGGGAAGUAGAUGUUUUUAUAAAUAUGUUGAUCUCUUUUUUUUUUUUGAUUUCUUGCUUUCCCAUAUUAGGGGUGAUAGCCAAAGGGGUCAAGAUAAGAGAAGGGGGAACAAAUAGAACUGGUGAAGAGGCCCACCUGGCUCCCCUCCUGUCCAUCAGGAAGUACAUUUAGCAGGACACCAAGCCUGCCCCCCUACAAUCACCUAGGUGUUCUCCUUUGCUUGUAAACCAGGUGUUCCUUGCUUGUGCAGGCAGCUU
This is a messenger RNA of Ceratotherium simum simum (southern white rhinoceros), 2577 nucleotides long. RefSeq names its product PBX homeobox 2 (gene PBX2). Gene Ontology annotation, molecular function: GTPase regulator activity; protein binding; DNA-binding transcription factor activity, RNA polymerase II-specific. Gene Ontology annotation, biological process: regulation of DNA-templated transcription; positive regulation of inflammatory response. NCBI's taxonomy places the organism in Eukaryota, Metazoa, Chordata, Mammalia, Perissodactyla, Rhinocerotidae. The record is from RefSeq and is a predicted model, not a curated record. Gene Ontology annotation, cellular component: nucleus.